Molecule: messenger RNA, 159 nt
Organism: Miscanthus lutarioriparius
Lineage: Eukaryota; Viridiplantae; Streptophyta; Magnoliopsida; Poales; Poaceae
Source: the annotation of a GenBank genome assembly
AUGUCGCAGACUUUGCAAAACCACCUGAAAAGAUAUCCUAUCCUCAGCAAGUUGCUGUGGCUUGCACUGGGAUCAUUUGGUCACGCUACAGCAUGGUUAUCACACCAGCAAGACUAUUUUUCUGACGAGAAGGAAGCCACCACGUCGCUUGAAGGAUGA